Molecule: messenger RNA, 1857 nt
Organism: Ochotona curzoniae (black-lipped pika)
Lineage: Eukaryota; Metazoa; Chordata; Mammalia; Lagomorpha; Ochotonidae
Gene: ZBTB32
Product: zinc finger and BTB domain containing 32
Exons: 6
Coding region: 222-1685 (487 amino acids)
Biological process (GO): regulation of transcription by RNA polymerase II
Cellular component (GO): nucleus
Molecular function (GO): RNA polymerase II cis-regulatory region sequence-specific DNA binding; protein binding; DNA-binding transcription factor activity, RNA polymerase II-specific
Source: RefSeq, a predicted model, not a curated record
ACCCCUGGUUCCUGUUGAUUUUUGAUAAACUCACAUCGUCUUUUAUUUUGCUCCAUUCAGGACAGAGCUGUGAUACACGACCAGGAGCUAGCGACUCAUUCUUUCCUCCCUCAUCUUCACAGGCCCGAGAACAUGCUGUUCCUCCUUUCCCACCCUCUUGUGGACUCCUCGCUCUGGCCUAACUCUCAGAGCCUCUGACACUGGUACCCAGGCAAGGUACAAUGUCCCUGCCACCGUCCAAACUGGUUAGCCCCUAUGGUUCUGACCGACUGGUACGGCUUGCAGCCAGGCUACGGCCAGCACUCUGUGACACCCUGAUCACAGUAGGCGACCAGGAAUUCCCUGCCCACAGCCUGGUGCUGGCAGGGGUGAGCCAGCAGCUGGGCCGGAGGGGCCAGUGGACCCUGGCAGAAGGCAUCAGCUCUUCCACCUUUGCCCAGCUUCUAAGCUUCGUGUAUGGGGAGAAUGUGGAGCUCCAGUGCAGGGAGCUGGGGCCUCUAGAGGAGGCAGCCAAGCUGCUGGGGGUACAGGCCCUGGAAGAGGCAUGCCAGCAGGCGCAAAGGGAGAGAGCUGAAGAGCUGGAUCACGGGCUAAAGAACCAUGAGGAGGAACCAGAGCAGCCCACAGGGGACCCCAAGAGAGGAAAAGAGGCUCAGAGAGCCGGGACUUGUACAAGUGUUGGGCGAGAACCGGAGAUGCCGCACCAGCACAAGUUACCAAGAGACAGCCCUGAGAUGCCAGAGGCAAAGCAUGAAGGUCAAGGUCAGUGGCAGCCCACGGGAGCAAAGGAGGAGAGCCGCAGCCGAUCCCUUCUUGGCCAUGGGGGAGCAGAUGGGAAGCAAGCAGCAGUGCUGCAGGUGAAGGAGAGCUCUAAGGGCUCUGAAGAAAGUCUGCGGGAGUUCCCCGGCCCCCUUCCCCCGCCAGGUUCUCUCUGGGCCUUUGACCUCCCCGGGCCCCGCUGGGCUGAGGCCCCAUGGCUGAGGGAGGGCCAGCCCGCCCUAUGGAACAUGCUGUUGUGGCCGCCCAGAUAUGGCACUCCUUUUUCCCAUAGCACCCCAAGCACGGGAACCUGGCAGAAGGUCUGGCCUCUGCACCAGAGGUGUCCACUGUCCCUGAACGCCCCCAAAGGGCUCUGGAGUCAGAACCAGUUGGCCUCUUCCAGCCCUACCCCGGGUUCCCUGCCCCAGGGUCCAGCACAGCUGCGUCCAGGGGAGACGCCAGAGUCCCAGCAGGGUCACCCAGGUUCGCCCACAACCUGUCUGGAUCGGGAGGGCACUACAGGUCAUCCACUUGGCCAACACCCUCCCCGGCCCCCUCCCGCGAGGUCUCGGCCCUAUUCUUGUCCUGUCUGUGGCAAGAGGUUUUCACUCAAGCACCAGAUGGAGACGCACCACAGAGUCCACACAGGAGAGAAGCCCUUCUCCUGUGGCCUCUGUCCUCAGCGCUCCAGAGACUUCUCGGCCAUGGCCAAGCACCUGCGGACGCACGGGGCUGCGCCCUACCGCUGCCCUCUGUGCGGAGUCGGCUGCUCCAGCCUGGCCUCCAUGCAGGCGCACAUGCGCAGCCACUCGCCCAGCCAGCUGCCGCCCGGAUGGACCAUCCGCUCCACUUUCCUCUACUCUUCCUCCCCGAGACCGCCCCGGGCCUCGACCUCUCCCGGGAGUCCGUCUUCCACCUGUCUCUGAUGGGGCGAUUCUGCUGCCCUGGGGCCCUCGGCCCGCCUACCACCGCGCCAGCGAACCCCUGUGGAGUGGCGGUGAUUCCAGUGUGCAAGCGCGCAGACGAACCGCAAGGGGAGGGGGGUUGUCGAUUGCAUCACCAUAAUAAAAGAAUUUCCUGUGCUUUUCCGCUCUGGGC